AUGAAUAAAGAGAAUAUCCCAACUAGAGCUAGAAACCGUCCUAUGAAAAGAAAAAUAGGACAAAGAAGAAAGAAAACCUUUUUAUGGCUAUUUCGACAUAAUCAAAAACGAGGUAAAAUCAGACCUAUUACUUUGGAGAAUCCUGCUGACUACAAAUUUAAUGUCUUAAGAUUUGGAAUUUUUAGACAAAGUUCCGAUGUAAGAUCAGAGUUUUGUCCCUACAGAGGAGUUAAACAUCAAACGAUAGUAAGCCCUUCAAUUAAGUGCCUUUGUCGACAUCGUACUUUCUGUCCAACUUCUCUUUCUAUUGUCUGCAUAUUUGAUAACUUCAUAGUACAAAAUUUCGAUGUCACACCUUCUGUGGGUCGUAACAUUUAG
Maudiozyma saulgeensis is the source of this 378-nucleotide messenger RNA. The record is from the annotation of a GenBank genome assembly. NCBI's taxonomy places the organism in Eukaryota, Fungi, Ascomycota, Saccharomycetes, Saccharomycetales, Saccharomycetaceae.